This is a messenger RNA of Fusarium venenatum, 1032 nucleotides long. Its product is annotated as arylamine N-acetyltransferase 1. NCBI's taxonomy places the organism in Eukaryota, Fungi, Ascomycota, Sordariomycetes, Hypocreales, Nectriaceae. The record is from RefSeq and is a predicted model, not a curated record. Gene Ontology annotation, molecular function: acetyltransferase activity.
AUGUCGUGUCUCCCCGAUCCAACAGUACUCACCCAGCUUCACGUGGAUAACCCUCCAAGAUACUCCCAAGCACAGCUCAAAGACUACCUGAAAGUCAUCAAGCUUCCUCAGAGAUUCCUCGACUCACCGGUGCUAAAGGACUCGAGCCUUGCCCACACUAAGGAACACGGUCUGCCCCUCCUCAAAGCCAUUACCCGUUACCACGCAUGCAAUGUACCCUUUGAAAACCUUGAGCUCCACUACUCAGCACACAAGACCAUCACGCUUGACCCUGUUGAGCUCUUCGAAAAGAUAGUCACCCGUCGCCGUGGUGGUCGUUGUAUGGAGAACAACACCUUUCUUGGUACUGUUUUUCGCUCAUUUGGUUAUGAGGUUCGCGAUUGCGGCGGCCGUGUGGCGCGUGCCAUGAGUCCUUAUCCGGAUGUUAGGAAAAACCAGGCAUAUACUUACGAUGGCUGGAACCAUAUGCUCAACCUCGUCCACUUCGAGGAUGAGUGGUAUGUUGUCGAUGUAGGAAUGGGCUCAAUGGGUCCCAACUUUCCUUUUCCUCUGCGUCAUGGUUUCGAGACGACGAGCAUCGCUCCUCGAAAGAUCCGUCUUCAGCGCCGUGCCAUUGCCGAGUCCCACGCAAGCAACCCCACCAAAGGAACAGAGCUGUGGUGUUACGAUGUCUGCCUCAAGCCUACUGAGGACGGAACGGAAGUGUGGACGCCUACUUACGCCUUUACUGAGACCGAGUUUCUACCCCAAGACUACGAAGUCAUGUCGUGGUUUACUUCUACGAACCCGCGCUCUUUCUUCACAAGAUAUGUCACCUGCACCAAGAUGAUCCAGGAUGAGGAGAAGGAAGAGAUUAUCGGAAAUCUCACCUUGUUCAAGGAUACGAUCAGAGAGACGAUUGGCAGCCAACGUAAGGUUGUCAGGGAGUGUAAGACGGAAGAGGAGAGAAUCCAAGCGUUGGUUGAGAUUUUCGAUGUUAACUUGACAGAGGAGGAGAAGAAUGGACUUCCUGAGGAGAGAAGACUGGCUUGA